AAACUGUUUGCAUGUUUUGCCACACUUUUGAUCAACAAUUCAGUGAUCACUCAAUAAUUACAAUUAUAAUUGAUUUCAACAACAUUUCUGUCGCACAAUGAAUGUGAGCUUAAGUGGUGAACAGUCGACGUCCACGAUGUCAACAGAGAUCUAUAUCUUGAAGCGAAUUGAGAGCCAUUGUCUGGAAAUGGAUUCACUGAACACUGAAUGCAAGACCAAAGCACCGAAACAAAUGUCUCAACGAUUACCACGUUUUAUGAGACGAAGGGCUUCCAGUCAUAACCCGAAGAGAGUUCCCAAAAGUGUGCGACAAUUGAUGCAAAACAGAGGCAAUCAAAGCGACAAACCAUUGGUUGGCGACAGGAGUAGGAAGAAGAAGAAGAAACACAUAAACCAAAGGAAACACGAGUUAAGUGUUAGGCGAAGGAAUGAGAGGACGGAUAGGACUGUCCUUCACGUCUGGUUUGCCAAACGGUUCCAAAUGAAGAUGUAUUUCAAUCGCAUCACUCCCAUGAAGAACUGCACCAAAAAUGAGCGCAUUUUGUAUCACAACUCAAAGCAGGACUUUACAUCGGCUAUACCUUUGGAGCAAAACUUCAUGAGACAGGAAAGAGAGAGGGAUUAG
This is a messenger RNA of Oppiella nova, 625 nucleotides long. The record is from the annotation of a GenBank genome assembly. NCBI's taxonomy places the organism in Eukaryota, Metazoa, Arthropoda, Arachnida, Sarcoptiformes, Oppiidae.